This is a messenger RNA of Phodopus roborovskii (desert hamster), 2192 nucleotides long. It is a transcript of the gene Fermt1, whose product is annotated as FERM domain containing kindlin 1. Bases 45 to 2078 code for a protein of 677 amino acids. Gene Ontology annotation, biological process: cell-matrix adhesion; integrin-mediated signaling pathway. The record is from RefSeq and is a predicted model, not a curated record. Gene Ontology annotation, cellular component: focal adhesion. NCBI's taxonomy places the organism in Eukaryota, Metazoa, Chordata, Mammalia, Rodentia, Cricetidae. The transcript has 14 exons. Gene Ontology annotation, molecular function: integrin binding.
ACCUAUGCUUGUCUUUGUCCCUAAAGACACCUGCCUGUGCCACAAUGCUGUCAUCCAGUGACUUUGCAUCUGCUUCUUGGGAGCUUGUAGUCCGAGUUGACCAUGAAAUUGAAAAGAAACAGAAAGACAUCACAUUGAGGGUAUCAGGGGACCUGCAUAUUGGGGGAGUGAUGCUCAAACUGGUGGAACAGAUGAACAUAGCCCAAGACUGGUCAGACUUUGCUCUGUGGUGGGAGCAGAAACGCUGCUGGCUUCUGAAAACCCACUGGACUCUGGACAAGUGUGGAGUCCAGGCGGACGCCAAGCUCCUCUUCACCCCACAGCACAAAAUGCUUCGCCUUCGGCUACCCAAUGCCAAGACUGUGCGGCUUCGAGUCAGCUUUUCAGCUGUGGUGUUUAAGGCUGUUGCUGAUAUCUGCAAAGUGCUGAAUAUUAGAAGACCAGAAGAACUUUCAUUGUUAAAGCCUUCUGGUGACUAUUCUAAGAAGAAAAAGAAGAAAGACAAAAAUAACAAAGAGUCUGCAGUUGAUGACGUCCUGAACCUGGACAGUUCUUCAACAAGCUCGGGGUCUCCAGUAAGCCCUGGCUUGUACAGUAAGACCAUGACACCCAUCUAUGACCCCAUCAAUGGGAUGCCAGCCUUAUCCACUAUGACUUGGUUUGGUGACAGCCCUUUGACAGAGCAAAACUGCAAUGUUCUGGCCUUCAGCCAACCUCCCCCAUCACCAGAUGUACUCGCUGACAUGUUCCAGCCUCGAUCUUUGGUGGACAAAGCCAAGAUGAAUGCAGGUUGGCUGGAUUCCUCCAGAUCCCUUAUGGAACAAAACAUUCAAGAGGAUGAGCAACUGCUGUUAAGAUUUAAAUACUACACCUUCUUUGACUUGAAUCCUAAAUAUGACGCUGUUCGAAUAAACCAACUCUACGAGCAAGCCAGGUGGGCAGUUCUCUUGGAGGAAAUCGACUGCACAGAAGAAGAGAUGUUGAUCUUUGCAGCACUACAGUAUCACAUCAGCAAGUUGUCACUGUGUGCUGAAAUACAGGACUUUGCAACCAAGUCCGAGGUUGACGAAGUGGAAGCUGCACUGUCUAGUUUGGAAGUGACCCUCGAAGGUGGGAAGACUGACAACACUCUGGAGGACAUUACCGAUAUCCCUAAACUUGCAGAUUACCUCAAAUUAUUUAGGCCCAAGAAGCUAAUGUUAAAAGCUUUCAAGCAAUACUGGUUUGUCUUUAAAGACACAUCUAUAGCCUACUUUAAAAAUAAGGAACUUGAACAAGGAGAGCCAAUAGAAAAACUGAAUAUUAGAGGCUGUGAAAUUGCGCCAGAUGUGAAUGUGGCUGGGAGGAAAUUCGGAAUCAAGUUACUAAUCCCCGUUGCUGAUGGUAUGAACGAAGUGUAUUUGAGAUGUGACCAUGAGGAUCAAUAUGCCCGGUGGAUGGCUGCCUGCAUCUUAGCCUCAAAGGGUAAAACCAUGGCAGACAGCUCCUAUCAGCCAGAGGUCAUCAGCAUCCUUUCGUUUCUGAAGAUGAAAAACCGGAACUCAUCGCCUCUGGUGGCUUCCAGUAUGGAAAGCAUGGAUAUGAACCCGGAAUGUUUAGUAUCACCUCGCUGUGCAAAAAAGCACAAGUCUAAACAGCUGGCAGCUCGGAUCCUGGAAGCUCACCAUAAUGUGGCCCAGAUGCCUCUGGUCGAAGCCAAACUACAGUUCAUCCAAGCAUGGCAGUCCUUACCGGAGUUCGGCCUCACCUACUACCUUGUGAGGUUUAAAGGAAGCAAGAAAGAUGACAUUCUGGGAGUUUCAUACAACAGGUUGAUUAGAAUUGAUGCCAUCACCGGGAUCCCAGUUACAACAUGGAGAUUUGCCAACAUGAAACAGUGGAAUGUCAACUGGGAAAUCCGGCAGGUGGCAAUCGAGUUUGACCAAAAUGUCUCCAUCGCGUUCACUUGCCUAAGUGCAGAUUGCAAGAUCGUGCACGAGUACAUAGGUGGCUACAUUUUCUUGUCCACCCGAUCCAAGGACCAAAAUGAAACACUUGAUGAGGACCUCUUUCACAAAUUGACUGGCGGUCAGGACUGAAGUGAAGCAGGCCUACUUGGCCUAUGUGGACCUAGGAGACCUUCCAGGAUGGAUAGGACCUGUGGCUCUCCUGGUGUGCAGAUUCCAGACUAACAGAUUCCAGACUAACACAAC